Puntigrus tetrazona (Sumatra barb) is the source of this 1776-nucleotide messenger RNA. RefSeq names its product neutral cholesterol ester hydrolase 1a (gene nceh1a). The record is from RefSeq and is a predicted model, not a curated record. The transcript is spliced from 5 exons. Lineage: Eukaryota; Metazoa; Chordata; Actinopteri; Cypriniformes; Cyprinidae. Gene Ontology annotation, molecular function: carboxylic ester hydrolase activity. Bases 67 to 1290 code for a protein of 407 amino acids. Gene Ontology annotation, cellular component: membrane.
UUGCUCAAUGUCAUAUUGUCUAACCCCUUGAUAGCUGCAGAGAGAAAAGAAGAGAGACAUCACUUCAUGAUGAAGCUGCUUGGCGGUAUUACCUUGUUAUUAGCAAUAGCUGUUGCCUUUUACAUCUACAUCCCAUUACCUAGGACAAUCUCAGAACCAUGGAAACUGAUGGUGUUGGAUGCCACAUUCAGGGGAGUUGUGAUGAUGGGAGAUGUUGCUCACUCGCUGGGAGUGAGCCACAGAGUCCACGUUAUCAACUCUGCCAUUGUCAAUUUUGAGCGUCUGGUGCCGAUCACGAACCAAGAGAUCCAGAUCGAAGACAUCCUGUUUGAUGGAGUGCAUGUACGCGUAUAUCAGCCUUCUAGCAAAGACGGAAAGCUGAGGAGAUCAGUAAUGUUCAUCCACGGAGGUGGAUGGGCCUUGGGCGCUCCAAAAUUGGGGUCAUAUGACAGUCUUUGCAGACAGAUGGCAGCUGAUCUGGACGCAGUGGUUGUGACUGUGGACUAUCGCAUGGCUCCUGAUGUGCACUUCCCAGUGCAGUACGACGAGUGCGUGAGGGCCGCUAAGCAUUUCCUGAGGCCAGAAGUGCUGGAGAAGUAUUCGGUCGAUCCGGAGCGAGUGGCCGUGUGUGGAGACAGUGCUGGAGGAAACCUGGCCGCCGCAGUCGCUCAGCGGAAUGGAAUAGACAACGCUACUGUGAAAUUCAAAGUGCAGGUCUUGGUUUACCCCGUGCUUCAGGCGUUAGAUUUCAACACAGCUUCCUAUCAGCAGAACCACAAUGUCCCCAUCCUGUAUCGCAGGUUAAUGGCCCGUUUUUGGCUGGAGUACGUAGGUGCCGACCUUGACCUUAUGCACUCUCUUAUGAUAAACAACCACACAGCCCAAGACCGAAACCUGAUGCCCUUGAUCCGUUCAAAACUGGAUUGGACCACUCUCAUCCCCGAACGACUGAUAAAGAAUUAUAAGCCCGUGUUUCCGAAGUCAGGCUCUCUGGGUAUCUCAAAGGAUAUACCGGCGUUCCUGGAUGCCAGAGCUGCUCCGUUACUGGCGGAGGAUGAGGUUUUGCGUAAGGUGCCGCGCGCUUACAUUAUGACCGGUGAGCAUGACGUUUUGAGGGACGAUGGGAUGAUGUAUGCUCGCAGGCUGGAGCUGGCAGGGGUCUCUGUCACUAACGAACAUUACGAAGAUGGUUUUCACGGCUGCGUGAGCUUUGCUUUUUGGCCCUGCUACUUCUCUGUGGGAAUAAGGGCGGUGCAGAAUUAUAUCGCUUGGCUUGACGAACAUUUGUAGUUGUAUUUAAAAUCUGUCUGUUAGGGACUUGGCACACUGUGAUGCAAUCUUUUGCAACACAACAGAGGAUUUGUAUUGUGCAUCGAUCAAAGAAAUUAUGUUCUUGUAUUUUAAAAGAACAGUAUUAGGAAUUUCAAAUAUUGACUAACACGUUUAGGUUUAUAUAUUUUUUAUAACUAAUUUACUAAGAAACAAAUGAGGGGUUAUAAGAGCCACAAAGGAAUUUAGCUUGAACCGAUGCUCUGUUGUGACUCCGUUAACAUACACAAGUAUGUGCCCAUGCUAUAUCAGCAGUUAAAGUGAUCGUAAGAUUCAUGUCCAUUCAAAUUGUGCUCGUCUUUACUAACGUCUAUUGCAUUAACAAACACAGAAGCCAUAUUGUCAUGCAUUUCAAUUGAUACUUUCACUCUAAAGACCUGAAAUGAAUUAUCAUUUUCCUAUUGUGAAUAAAGUUGGAACAUGCAUAGAAGCUGCAAUUAAAGGUAA